Molecule: messenger RNA, 789 nt
Organism: Puccinia triticina
Lineage: Eukaryota; Fungi; Basidiomycota; Pucciniomycetes; Pucciniales; Pucciniaceae
Exons: 3
Coding region: 1-789 (262 amino acids)
Source: RefSeq, a predicted model, not a curated record
AUGUCGGAUACCAAGCUUCCAGUGUUGUUUCUGAUUGCUGGAGCGUGGCAUGGACGCUGGAUGUUUGAUUCCGUUAAUAUCACAUUAACAGAAGCCGGAUACACGACGUCUAUCAUCGAAUUACCAUCGACGGGUGCACGGCACGGGUUACCGCAAGGUGAAAGGGAUGAUGCGGAGUAUAUUCGGUGUCAGAUUUUAAAAGAAAUCGACAGUGGUGGGGAUGUAGCGAUCGUAUGCCACUCGUAUGCGGGGGUGCCGACAUGUGAUGCUGUCAAGGGCUUAGGAAUCGGCGAACGCAAACAGAACCAACAAGCGGGCGGAGUUUGCAGCUUGAUUUUUGUGGCUGCGUUUGUUCUCUGGAGCGGGACGAGUGUAAAUGAACUGAAUGACAAGCACCAGCAAGGGGAAUUUCAUUACAAGGAGGGAUUGAUUUGGCCAGCUCGGCCUGAAGAUUUAUUCUACAACGACUUGCCCAGCGGUUUCGCCGUCGAACUGUCUCGCUUGCUGCAGCCUCAUUCAGCUGGAGCGUUUACUAGCCCUCUUGAUCACGAAGCCUAUCGAUUUAUACCCUCCUCUUACCUCAUCUGCACCGAAGACAACGCGAUUCCAUUGGCGGCCCAAGAGGAAAUGCUGGCAGACAAGCAGGCAGAUUUCUUGCUCGUGGAACGAAUUGCCUCAGGUCAUUUACCUUUUAUCAGUCGCCCACAAGAAACGGUUGACUUCAUAACAAAAUCCUUGGCCCUCGUUCGGACCAAACAUACACCCAUCCACCCAGGAAUCUCCCUAUGA